GACAGGCAGUCAAGCAGAUGGAUGGGAACCCCACCCAGGCCUGUUUCCUCUCUGUCCGCUCAGUCCAGAGAUAAUCUGCUGAGGAGGAAGUCAAGUAUUAUUCCAGUACGAGGAAUGAUGAUUGUUUCUGUUUGCUGAGACGGAGUCUGAAGUUGGGGUUUUUUUGGUCUAAGUGUGAUGAAGAUCCUGUAGGUGGUCAAGCCACAAACACCAUCCAGCUGAUGCCCUAGCCGUCACCCGAUUGGCCGGAAGAGUGUAAAUCAGCUGAUGUAUGAUUUUGACUCUAGUCCCUGAGCAAUUGAGACAGAGGAGAAGGACUUCACUGCUUUUUGCUCUCAAAUGUGAGUGUAUCUGGCUGCGUAAGAUAGUUUGCCACCCAGAUUGGAUUGGAAAGUCCCAGCUCCUGCCAGUCCUGGCAUGAAACCACAGUAGCUCCCCGGAGAAUAUACUGACUCACCUAGCAGAGCUAGUGGAGCAUCAUUAAAAAAUAGAAGACUGUAGCCCUGGAUGAGGGUACUGUCUUUAUGCAGAGGGCAGAUCGCAGCUUAAGGUAGCAGUUUUUGAAGUUUGCGAACUGCUUGGAUGUUGUUUUGUUACUAGCUUGUCAGCAUACCUAAAACACCUGCGUUUGUCCAACUGACAGCUGAUUUUUGUUUAUUGGCCAUGCGGAUUCUGCUAACAGGGAUUUUAAACCCUUUUUGGAUAGCUGUCUAGUUGUAAGAUUUCCAGCUCAGGGGAAAGCCUGUCCUGGUACAGCCAUGGAGGGUCUUGAGCAGCUGGACAUGGUGGGUGAUAUCAGCCCAGCUCUGGAGGCCACAGAGGAUUUCAUCCACUGCAUGGAUAGGAUACAAGGCCAAGGUACAAGCCAGGCUCAAACAGGGAACCUUCAGCCUGCCAGGCAGUCGAAGCAGCUGCAGGAGGUAUCUAAUGCAGCGCUGGGCAAGCUGAGCUCCAGUGGCGUGUGGAACCUGCUGGCUGGAGAGCAGCCGGAGGUGGGGCCUCUAGGCCUAGCUUGGGCCGAUAACGUCAGUGUUUUGGGGCUAGGAGUGGGUUUGAGGCACGGCAAGAGAAGCCGAGCGCGCUCCACCAAUGACCUGGCUGCCCAUACCAAGGAGUGCACCAACAACACCACCAACUCCUCAUCUAACUCGGCGUUUAAGAAGGGACACAGCCGGUCCAGGUCAGAUGUCCACUACCGCCCAUCUGCCUGCACCGACAAUGGUCUGCCCACAGUGGACUGCAACACCCUGAAGAACAUGAUCCUCAACCACCAGCAGGAGGCUGAUAAAAGCAGCAGUAGCAGUGUGGUGAAGCAGGGUGAGAUGGAGCAGCGUGAGGGGCCCCGAGGCCGCUGGACACCCUGCCAUGUCGAGCUGACGCCUUGCGAGCUCCGCCUGUACACUCUGGACAGCAGCGCCAACCGCCAGCUGGGCACUGCCUACUCACUGUCACACUGCCAGAGCGUCAUCUCUCCAGCACCCUGCAGCCAGCCCGGCCAGAUCACCCAGCCUGCAGACCAACGCACGAUCCAGGCUGUCUUCUUCAACAGCACACGUCUUCAGCUGAGGGCGGCCAGCCAAUGGGAAGCCAUGGAGUGGAGACGGCUGAUUUGGGAGAAGGUGCAGGCGGCCAGACCCAUGAGGCAGGAGAAUCGUCAGCAUAAAAGCGGAGUAGAAAAUCAUCAUGUCGUGAAGUUUCCUGCACCCAUGUCACCUUCGUCUUCGCCUUCUCCUUCUGGGCUCGACACCAGGCCUGAUGGCGAAAGCGACACCCCAACUUCAGCAGAGGCAUCGCUCUCUCUUCCGCCUAAUUCUGUUGUCCUGAGCAGACCCACCACCCUGCCUUUGUUCACGCAGUCGUGCCAGGACGUUCUCAGAGCCGGUCUACUGUACCAGCUGACGGAUCAGAACAACUGGCGGGCCUUCACCUUUGUCCUCACCAGAUCUGUUCUCCAGGCCUUCCCCACAGAAGGCCGUGGGUCUGUGUCCCAACCUGUCCUCCAGUACUCGCUGGCGUCUUGCAUUGCUGUUCAGCAUGAUCAUGAAUCAGAGAAUGGAGAGCCAUGGACAGGAAGAGGGGAAUUUUUUCAGGCUGUUUUCCCAACAGAGGUACUCAAACUUCGUGCUGAUGGUCACCUCAAGGCCCAGGAGUGGGUGGAGACCUUGCGGGAGGCAGUCAGAACACAAAGGCCUGCACAAGAAGGGACAGAACCAGGAGUAGGACCUCCUGGUCUCCAAGGGGUGCUAUUGAGAUCAAAUCCAUCCAGGGACAGGAGGCAAAGGGACGCACAGAGAGCAAAGCGACAGUCGGUCACCACCAGUUUCCUCAGUAUUCUCACCUGUCUGGCUGUGGAGAAGGGGCUCACUGCUCAGAGCUUCAGGUGUGCAGGUUGUCAGCGUCCCAUUGGUCUGUCCAGAGGAAAGGCGAAGGUUUGUUACUAUAGUGGCUGGUACUACUGCCAAAGCUGCCAUCAGGACAACUCUUUCCUCAUCCCAGCACGCUUGCUGCACAACUGGGACACCAGCAAGCACAAGGUGUCCAAACAGGCCAAGGAGUUCCUGGAGUUUGUGUAUGAAGAACCACUGCUGGACAUCCAGCAGCUUAAUCCCUGUCUGUACGAACACUGUGAGCCUCUGAGCACAGUCCUGCGUCUCCGUCAGCAGCUCCAGUCACUGCGGGCCUACCUGUUCAGCUGCCGAGCAACCGUUGCUGAGGACCUCAGACGAAGGAUUUUCCCCCGGGAAUACCUCCUACAGCACAUCCACCUGUACUCCCUGGCUGACCUGCAGCAGGUGAUUGAUGGAAAACUGGCUCCUUUCCUGUCCAAGGUGAUCAAGUUUGCCAGCUCGCAUGUUUUCAGCUGCAGCUUGUGUCGAGAGAAAGGCUUCAUCUGUGAACUCUGCCAAAACGGGCAGGUCAUCUAUCCCUUCCAGGAGAACGCCACCCGGAGGUGUGACAGCUGCGGCGCCGUUUUCCACGCCGAGUGUCGACAGAAAGCACAGCCGUGUCCUCGCUGCGUUCGCCGGGAACUCCACCACAAGAGGCCAUCGUCCUUCUGGUCACCUGAUGACGACAGCCCAGGCUGUUUCCACGUGCCCUACCAAGACACCUGAGACAAAUACCCGCAGGAGCGAUAACAAACAGGGCACCGCCGCCCAGCCAUCAUCCUGGACAACAAGGCUGUUUCUCUGAUUUGUGUGUGUCUGCAGGAUGGACCUUGUGGCAGCAGUGACCAGGGAGUGGACUCGGAGCAUUUGUUGCAGCGUCAGGUUUGUGUUUUUGUGUGUGGACCUGCCAACGCACAUGCCUGAGCCGAGCACCCUUUGGCUUGCUGUAAAGAGCAGGAAGAAAACCGACUGAAGAACUGCUUAGUCAGGCUACUUGCAUUUUGUAGUCCAGCACAAACAGAUUAUCCUCUGCCAUCCUUAUCCCCACUCCUCCUCACUCCUCAUUCCUACCUUUUACAUUUUUCCACCUCCAGGAGCUAGACGUGCAUAAUCAAAGCUGAUCAACUGGAGGAAUUCAAGCUUAAAAAUAAUGUGGUGCAUUGUAACCACCUGCUCUCAAAGCCUGCUUAAGUUUGACAAUACAAUGAGUAGUCAGUAGGCAGAAAACUAGUAAACAAUCUUGGCAAUGGAUGUGUAAAAAAACAACAUUAAAUUUGCUGCUCUCUUUUAGGUGAAAUAAGCAAAAUUUUAAAUUCCCCCUCCUCUGAGACCAAUCAAUGUUUUUGUCUUUGUUUACAGACUAAAAUAGAAAAUAACUGAAAACGGAUCUGUGUGUAAGGGAAAUGGGUCCAAGUGAUAGAGCACUCAAAACUUCAAACCCUUUUUUCACCAUUUUUCCUUUCAGAGAGAAGGAGCUGUUGUCAGCUUGUAUUCAUGUCAGUGAUAUUUAUGUCAGCAGUCAAAUAUUAAAGGUUAAGGUAUCAGUUAAUUAAUUUUUAUAAUGGUAGUCAAAAGUGAAACGCAUUUUAUAAGAUGUAUUUUUUUCCCGUGUUCUUAUUGACCACUGAUAAGAAAAAAACAUUUUAACAGAAGCGAUUUGGUAUAAAAAUCCAGUCCUCAGUCUGCAAUCAAGAAGACUGAGCCUGAGAUCACUUUCAGAACGUGCUGGAGUGAAUGAAGUACACAAACUGUGUCCUUUGUAAGAGGAUUUAGAAAAGUGUGUUUUAAUGACGAGUACAGGACAGGAAGGUGUGAUUAAAAUAAGCUGUUUUAACACAAAAAUAGUGCCAGGAGGAAAACUUCUGAAAACAGUCCUGCAGCACAAUCAGAUGUUUUACCCACCUAAGAGCAGAUUUCCUAUAAUAUUGCUAAAAUCACAUCUUCUCUGAACGCACAGGUGCGCUGACGCACAGUGGCUCAUAAAAAUCAUAAGACCAGAUUUCACAAUAGUGCCACAAAUUGUUGUCGAGAUGCUCAAACUCCCUGAACAGAGUUACUGUAAAUAACAGAUUAUAUUUUCAGCGGGACUCAAAUGUUCUCAGCUUGUCUCCUAAUGACAGUAUUAAUUUGCUGAAUUAGCUAAUGUUUUUAUUAUUUAUAAUAUUUUUACUGUCUGGGGAAAAAACCCAUUGUCCUGCAACAUUGUGCGAUAACUCUGCAUUUGGAGCACGUGGAUAAACACAGGAAAGUGGAUUCUGCUGCAGGGCUGUUUUAAUGAGCAGUGUUUUAGUUUGGUUUUUUAAACUGUGGCAAUGUGUCGGCAAUGACAUUUACAGUCUCUGACUAAAUCCAAACUGACCACAGCUGCUGCUGUUCUGAAGAAACAAAAAAAUAAUUUGUAUGAAAGUAUAAAAAUCCUUCCUCUCUCCUACUUAUCUUUUAAGUUAUUUAACGUGUGGAUUUUCACUCACUCGUUUGAUCAGUGUUUCUUUAUUGCAGACUCUGUCAGUGUGUUUGGGCACGUUUUCUUCCCUCCAUCACUCUGACUGUAAAAUAACAAAAGGGGCAAUAAUAUAAACUGUAACUUAAUCGUUCAUUGUUGCCUUUUUCCCCUCCUGUGUCAUUCUACUUCCUGUUGUGCUUUAUUCAUGCAGAAUCUAUCAAGCAUGAUAGCAGCUUUAGCGUUUUAGUAUCUCUAUGCAACCUAGAUGGCCUUUAUAAUCCACAGCUCUGAUGUGUAAAGGUCUGGGAACAUUUUCUUUACAGCGCUGAACCAGCUGUGUUUACAUCAAGUUUUAAGAAUAUAAUAAUGAAAGGAAAUUAAUCAAAUUAAUUUUCUGUCUUCUUUGCUGGUUUAAGAGUAAAUAAUUAAAUCCUGCUAUUUUUUUCUGGUUUGGUGUAGAGUGAAAUGUUAGAUACAGUAAGCUUUUAUUUUUUCUACAUAAAAUAUGAAACUGCUCCAAUCAGUGAAAGAUAGUAAAGUCUGCCUGUAGUGAUCACUGAAAGCUGCACUCUCUUUGUUUUUAAGCACUGUAAUAAAAUCAGAUUUCAAUUAUAUUGCAAACCAGGAAAUAUUGGAUUUCUCAUCAUCUUAAGACUCAAGGACUGCAGCUUUAAAGUUCAAUAUGCCAAAAUGUGUAAUAUGUUUUGUUUUUUGUCUUUUGUUUUUCUUCCUAACAAGCUGAAAUCUCAGUGCAGAUCUGUCCUUUCUUAACCUCCUCUUCAUCAGCUUGUUUGAGCCAUAAAAUUACAUCAAUGUUGAAAUGUGACAAACUUCAGCUCUGGUUUGAUUCAGGAAUAUGUGUUUUUGUGAGAUCAGUGACAGUUCUACGUGUUUGUGAAGCACUCAGGAUGCUACGCAUUGAAACUAAAUAGGAUGUUUGAGCUGAAAUGAAAUCAUUUUUAUUUAUUUUAUUUAUUUAUUUUUGUUUGUUUUGAUGGUCAUAACUGAAGUCAUGUCGGGUGAUAUUAAAAACAGUGUUUAAGUUGUCGAUUGAUCGUGCCUGCUGGAAAAAGACUUUUGUUUUUGUUUUUUCUAAUUGAGUUUUUUUUUUUUAUUGUUUUACUUUUUGACUAUGAACUCAUGCUGUUUUUGUACUUUGGAGCCCAGCAGAGGUCAAAGAUCACUCAACUGUUUAUCACACAGAGUUUUGCACGGAGAAUAAAUCACGUGUAAUCAAGUCCAAAUCCAGCCCACCACACAAACUUAGCUCAUCUGUUUCCAGUUGCAUAACGAGCAUAAUCAAACCUCAUCCUGGCCCCAACCUUUAUGCAACAAACAGCUUCAACUCAGAGGGUCUAUUCAAAAUAUGUCGAUUUAGGGAUUAUAUUCCUGUUACUGAUUGCCAGAUUGUAGAGUUUGUUUGUUUGUUUGUUUGUUUGUUUUUAGACUAUGGCUAUUUCUACAAAUCUACACAUCACCCACAAAAUCUGAUUUCAUGCCACUAAAACAUUACACACUGCAAAAGGGAACAAGAUUCAAAGCCUUUUUUUCUUGUAAAUUCAACAAACCAUCAACUGAAUAAGCACACAAAGCACCAAUGAUGCACAAAUUAUAGAAAUGAAAAGCGUUAUAGCUUUUCUGUGUGUAGAAACAGGCAGCUUACACAAAGUUAUACACACAAAGUACAGACUCUAUAUUGUGAUUUUUGCACAAUAUACAAAAAAAUGUGGGGGGUUAUCCCCAAAAUAUUAAUUUCACAAGCAAAAGUGCAACAGAAGAAAAAGGACUCAAAGAAGAAAAUGACUGAAGAAAUGAGGCUACAUCUAACUAACCUUUAUUUGUGUGUCUGUGUCACCCUCAAUUUCAUACGAGUGUAAUCGAUUGAGCUGUGUAUGGGUAAAGUGGGUUGUAAAAUUAGAACCUGUGUGAAGCAAGAGACAUGCAUUUACUUUUGGCCGACUUACUAAGUGAAUUGGCUACAAUUGUUUCAAAGACAAUAAUAAAUAUAUUAGUAAAAGUUAAAUUCAAACAAUUACCCGUAAACACUGGAUACUAAUUACUGUAGUACUUUAUAUUACUGUUGGUAACAAUGUAGUAACAGUGGGGCAGUAAGAAACAAAAGCUAAUAAUGGCGCAAUUACAAGUUAUUACCACUUAAUUACAAAGUAAUUAUCUUGUAUCAACGCUGAUAUUUAUGAUGUUACCUGUACUGUAAUGCUAUCAUUAGCCUAUGUCUGUGAAUCUGAGUGAAAUAUGGGUGGAAUAUGCAUUUGUGUAGUUACUUGUUUAGACCUAAUUAUCAAACAUUAAUAUGCUAUGCACACUGUGAGCUAAGAUUGUGAACAUAGUAAACAUUAUGCAUGCUAAACAUUAGUUGUUGUCAUCUUAAAUAGCUCAGAGCACAAGUAUAGCCUCCGGGUGAUGCUCACUUCUCUAUUUGUACAAGUGAAGUCAUCUGAAUAAAUAUAUAAAACACAGCAAGAGGUGUGUAAACAUCCUGAAGACAUAAGCCAAUAUGCAAAUUGACGCAAAUGCAUACAAGGUCUUAAAAGACAUGUUUGCAUAAACAGAGCAACACUAGAAUCUGUCCAAAAGUCAGCCUGUCCUCAUCUGCCACAAACAAAAUGACAAUAGUGACAUUAAUAUCAAUUAAGAGCCAGCUGUUUUUCUGUUUGUUGUUUCUGACAUAAGGCAGAAUUAAUUCUAGUGUUGUAAUAUGAUAAUAGUAUUCUAAAAUAUAAAACAUCAACCAAUAUUACCUUAUUAUGAGGUUACUACCAGUUUCUGCAAGUCAGUGUAUAAAAAUUUGAAUGCAGAUUUUCCUGUUUUGUUGCUAGCAGGUUAUUUUUUUAUCAACAUAUUACUAUUAUUAGCUUUUGGUUUAACUUCAUAGGCAUAUGGCCUGUUAUUACCCAUCUGCAUAAAUGUCAGUGUAAUAUUACUCAGCUCUUUAUAGUCGUUGAUACAAGUUAAUUACGUGAUUUUUAUCUCCUCAUUUCCAACUUCACUAUUACCAUAUUUUUACCGAUCUAUAAUAGAAAGUACUACCAUAAGUAUUUUUUAAAAGGUAAAAGGGACAUUUAGUUCUGUUGUUCCAGUCUAAUGAUGCAUUUUUCAAGAGCAGAAACCUACUAAUUUAUGGAAAGAAAACACAUAUAAGACAAAUACCUGCUGGGCCCUACAAUUUGCCGCUAUGUAGCUAAAGUUACUUGAUUGUGUACUUUGAGAAAUGUAUUAAAUUACUUGCUAAUUUUAUGCUGUUGUUUCACUGCAACCUGGAAGUCCAGGUUCAUGUUUAUUUGAUUUUUAAAUAAUACUGCAAUAUUGCAACAUCUGCAACAUCUGCCAGCUGCUUUUUUUUUAUUUCUUUACAUGACUGCAGUGUUAUCCUAGUAACCUCCAGCUCAAGCCUAAGUUGAAAUUUUAAGGAAGUUUUAUGACCGUGCGAGCACAAGGUUGUUGUUUUUUUGUGUUUUGUGUUGUUUUUUUUUUAGUUUUUGGUACUUGACUUGAAAUGUUGCUCAUGUUUCAGGCACAGGGUGAUCAUUGCAGUGUGGUCUUAGAGAAUAAUAUAUUGUACAGUAUUUAAGCACAGUAGCUGGACUGAAAAUCUUUUGCACUUUUAAGUUUUUUUAUUAUCCUUGUUUUCACAUCCAAAUUCUGAUGCAAAUACAGGGAGUUGAACUUUUUUUCUGUCUUAUUUAAUCAGCCCUUCCUGCUGUUAGAUUUUGUUCAAAUUUUUUCUGCUAGCCACUGAUGCCAAUAAAGACAAACUCCUCAACAGUGAAA
This is a messenger RNA of Oreochromis aureus, 8619 nucleotides long. RefSeq names its product pleckstrin homology domain containing, family M, member 3 (gene plekhm3). NCBI's taxonomy places the organism in Eukaryota, Metazoa, Chordata, Actinopteri, Cichliformes, Cichlidae. The transcript has 8 exons. The record is from RefSeq and is a predicted model, not a curated record. Bases 759 to 3113 code for a protein of 784 amino acids.